Molecule: messenger RNA, 490 nt
Organism: Aspergillus novofumigatus IBT 16806
Lineage: Eukaryota; Fungi; Ascomycota; Eurotiomycetes; Eurotiales; Aspergillaceae
Exons: 1
Coding region: 146-424 (92 amino acids)
Source: RefSeq, a predicted model, not a curated record
CCGGCGUCGCUAGUCCUUCAUUAGUUGCGAAGAGCAACAUAAAAUCCGGCUCAACCUACUAAGAAAAAGCAGCCUUUCCCAGAAGGCUUGCUGCAGUCAGCCACUUCCUUGUCAUAGUAGAUAUGUCAAGAAAUCACUCCUUGCCAUGGGCCUUUGUACAAGUGCCAUUCCCUUCAUGUCUUCGCAGGCCACAGCAAUUUUGUCGAUCGUCAUUCGUCCCAUUUACGUCAAUCAUGCCCAUGUCGAGUACCUCUCUACUGUCUUAGUGUUUUGUCUUAUCCUUGCGAUGACAGAGAUGAUAGAGCGCAGUAACACCUCUCUAGGUUUAGCCAGAGAGAGAGUAGUUGACCAUGACAUCACUCUUCAUCAACGCCAGGAUUCUAACACGAGUCGAUCCACACCGAGGCCGAGAUCAGCGAUUUAGAUGCUAUUUCGUAUUUUUCAAAGGUCAUAUUGCUGUUUUCCAGGCCAUCCGAGUCAUAAAGCUUCA